CUGGGCUUGAGAACCUCACAGUCUCCAAAAUAUCUUUGCCUUUUGGGCCAUGGGGCGGGCAAGUCGGAGAGCUCUGGCAACAAACAUUCACAUCAUUCUUGCAGGGGCUAGAACCUAUGAUAGUGGAUGCAGCGCUUUCAGGAUUAGUAAUAGAUCAGUAUCAUCGUCAAUGUCAACAAGAGAUGCAGCGGCUUAUAGAGAGCGCGAAUACUGAUGGGAAGCUUGGAUCAGAACUUACACAAUAUGAUCAAAGGCUGUGCACACACAAGGCAUGGUACCAUUUAAUCACUCAGUUGCUCAAGGAUGCCUUACUUGCCUCGGAGACGACAUCUCAUGCAUCGCCAUUGAACAGCAGCGGGACAGCUUCCUCGUUACCUUCUUCUCCAGUCAAAGAGGUGCGCUCAUAUAACAAUCUUUAUGUUGCGUAUGCUCAGAAAGUAGACAUUGAGGAGUUGAAACAACGGCUACUGCUACAACACCUAGAGCAAGAAAUCUUGAGUCCUAACCCUGAUAUGACUUCGCUACCCAUGUUCUCAUUGGCGGAUGCAGCAAGAAUAAGAGCCUCACGACAGCAGCAAGGGCGAAGUCAUGACCAAGGACAAACCUUAUCCUUAUCACAGCAACUAGGAGCAACCAAUAUAGGCGCAUCAGAUGAUGGUGACGCUCGUCCGGAGCACUAUAAACAACUAGCGAGCAGAUUACGUCAUAAACUUUCAUCGCCCAAGUUACAUCAACAAUAUGCUGCGUCUUUUCCUGACAGCCAUGAACGCGAUCAAAAGGCAGAGGAGACCGGCAACGAUGGAUAUGCUUCACAAAAAAAGAACCGCUACGGUCUAGUCGCAUCCUUGACACAAGAGGCGCUCGCAACAUUUAAUAGGGCGAAUGGGCAGGAGACCACUGUAGCGACGCCUGGCUCUUCGGCGGCACCACCAACGCCUACGUCCAUCGCAGCACUUUCAAUCCGCAGCAGCUCACGGAACUCAAAUAGGAACAGCAGUAUCUCUGGCUCCACAACCGGAGUACAGCCCUCAAUAGGCACCCCUGGAUCGAUGCCAAGCCCUUCUGGGUUUGUUAGUCCACGAAUCACGGCAGCUAUGAAUGGAUUAAAGCGUCAGGGUUCUGUUCAAAGUAGACUGGAUAGUCCUCAAUUGCAACCAAUGGAGACUACUGGCAAGGAAGGAAAUAAGGGCGCUUCAUUUGAACUCGAUUAUUUUAACCAAACACAUGUUCAUCACUACCCCACGCUGUACCAUCUCCAUCAGAUGAAUUCCACCAAUAAGAAGCGCAGUCAGCUGUCACAAACUAUCGCUUCUGCCUCAUCUGCUGAAGCUGCUGGUAUCACAACCGUGAGUCAUUCUGGUGAUCAGGUAAGCACUCCUGAUGCCGGAUUAGAGCCAAAAGCUAAGAAUAAGCCCGAACUAGAGCAAAAGCAGAUAGUGCACGGCGCUUCAGAUAUGACAAAAAAUAGAAGGGGUAACGAAAAUGGUGUGGAUAAGAGAUCAGGUAUUUUGAUUCCACUGCAGGAUGGUGAUGAGGACGAUGAUAUGGACGAAAAAUUCGAGAUGAUGGGAGACCUAAUCAGUCCAGAAGGUAUUGUUGGCGUGGUUCCUGAGCACUCUGCAUCCGUACAAGAACAUCUAGUUCCGAUCAAGUCAUCGACUGCGCUUGUAGAGCUUGCAUGCGAACAAAAUGAUGGUACUGAGCAUGGCGGAAGCAUUAGAAAGGAUAAUACGAUCGAUAUGACCAUGGGCAAAAAAGUCUCGCCUGACGAAGGAGAGCAGGAUGAGGAUGACAAGAGUGUUGUGGACGAUAGUCAACUUCAAAUGCUGCCUAUCUCAGAGGAAGAAGAGACGCCCCCAAAGUCACUUUUUUCAACGGAGAAUGAUGAUAAUGCUCCAACCACUCCAGUGCCUACAAUCGAGGAAAUUGUUACUGCAGCUAAAGCCGGGGCUGUCGCACCAAUGAGAGCCCGUGAUGACGCAUCUGUCCCAACCAUCAGACAGAUUGUAACUUCUGCAAAGAAAACCGCUAUUCCUAUCCCAGUAAGGUCUGCGAAGGCAAGGGGACAAGGUGCCGACGUCCGCGGUUGAUGAUCCAGUAUCAGAGGCAAUAAAGAGAUGUUUUGGCUGCAAGUUGACGCAACGAUUUUUAUCCAUGAAAAUGUCAGCACCUACUACUUUAGCGGCGUCAAGGACCAGGA
This is a messenger RNA of Lobosporangium transversale, 2200 nucleotides long. RefSeq lists its product as hypothetical. The record is from RefSeq and is a predicted model, not a curated record. The transcript has a single exon. NCBI's taxonomy places the organism in Eukaryota, Fungi, Mortierellomycota, Mortierellomycetes, Mortierellales, Mortierellaceae. Bases 117 to 2090 code for a protein of 657 amino acids.